Molecule: messenger RNA, 1859 nt
Organism: Diorhabda carinulata
Lineage: Eukaryota; Metazoa; Arthropoda; Insecta; Coleoptera; Chrysomelidae
Gene: Ccdc85
Product: coiled-coil domain-containing protein 85C
Exons: 8
Coding region: 343-1674 (443 amino acids)
Source: RefSeq, a predicted model, not a curated record
GAACUGGGUACUCGAGGUGGUACCCAUUCGUAGAAGGCCAAAGCAAUGUUAUUUUUCAGCCAUGUUUGUGUUAGUUCUGUCUGAAUAAGCUCGAAAAUCGAUUUCUCGUUUUUGUUUUAGUGUACUUAAUUCUGACUUGCGCGUCAAAGGGAAACUCUCGUAAAAACAAUUAUUAACAGUGAAAUCAAAAGCUAUCAACAAUUUGAAGUGAAACUCUUGGUGAUGUAGUGACCCAGAUAAUUUUAAAGACCAAGCUGUAGUGCAUGUGUGAAUGUAUUUGACAAGUUCAAGUUAUUGAAAACAUUGUGAAAAUGGUGUCUUAAGAGGUUUUGGUGCCGAAAUAUGUCUAACAAAAAGGCAAUAAUUGGAAAACCCAAUACAGAAACUGCAGUUUUACCACCUAGGUAUCAACCACCACCUAUGCCCACUGGGCAGGGCAUUCUGAAAAAUUCACCCACAGAGCCCAUAAAGAAAACUCAAAAAACAGGAGAAAAUGUUAAACCUCUUUACCCCAACGACCACCAGCCAGUGAAAUAUUUUCCAAAUCCACAAACGGGAAGAAUCCAACAACAUCAUCAAUACCCACCACCAACUAGGCAUCCUCCAGAUGACGUUCGAACAACUCAAUUACAGAUCCACCACCAGGAUAAUGCUCCUCCAAGACCACGCUUACCAGAUGAUCCAGGUAUACCACAAAUUCACUUGGAUUUACGGGCUCCUCAACAGCGACAGCCUAUUAGAUAUGAUGAUGAAUUCCUGAGACCUGAAAUGUUAAAAUUCACACGCAAACCUGAAGAUCCACGUUUUAUAGAUCCUAACAGGCAGUUUCAGGGAGUAUUUUUGGAAUUACGAUCUUUGAAAGAAGCAAAUCAACAUCUCGCUGAUGAUAAUCAGGAACUUAGGGAUCUUUGCUGUUUUUUAGAUGACGAUAGACAAAAAGGACGAAAAUUGGCUCGAGAAUGGCAACGUUUCGGAAGAUAUACGGCCAGCGUUAUGCGUCAAGAAGUAUCUGCUUAUCAAGCAAAACUCAGAGAAUUGGAUAACAAACAGCAAGAAUUGAUUAAAGACAAUUUGGAAUUGAAGGAAUUAUGCCUGUAUUUAGAUGAAGAACGUGCCAAUGGUUCUUUAUGUCCCAAUUGUGGCAACAGUACAGGAGGUAAUCUUAGAGAUGAUGGAGACGGUUCCAGUUCAAGUACAAAUGCAGACGAACCGGCUGUACCUCAACAAUUUACCUCAGGUGGAAAUACGCAAAGAAGAUCUGAAAGUAGAGAAAGGAUUCUACACGAGAGCUUGGCGAGACAAAGAAAUACUUUUAAUGAUCAAAUAAUGCAGUACGUACGAAGCUUGGAACAAAGAGUUAAACAGCUUGAAGACGAUAAACGAGCGUUGACACACAAAAUUAACCAAAUUGCUACACAAACAGGGGAUCCCAGUUUGGCAGCACCUCAGGAUUUGGGAGCAGGAAUGUUAACGGGUCGACCGGAAGCAGUAGUUAGAGCUCUUCAAGUUCUCGAAGUUCGAGAGCAAUUGGAAAGAGAAAAUCACGAGCUAGGUGGUGAAAAUAUGUCAGAUACUACCUCUCAAGAUAUGGACGAUGGGGAAAAAGCACUAGUUAGAGAAAUGUGUAAUGUGGUUUGGAGAAAACUAGAAGAUCCAAAUACAACCAGGCGAUAAAAUAUAACCAAUCAAAUUAACUGUCUUGCCUAUGUGCUGUAAAUUUGAAAAAUGUAUAAUCUUAAGAUUGUUUUUUAAUAUUGUAAUAAGUCUUAAAUGUUAUUUUAUUUAUUUUUUUUACAUCAAAUAAUGUAAUUUUAUUUAUAAAAGCAAAGUUUAUAUAUAAAUAAAUGUUUACUACAAAA